UGGUGUUUCCAGCCUCCUGCGACUUUGGCUGCUUUACCCGCCGAGCUCCUGGCAAGGCUUGUCCGGGGAUGCCGCUCGGCCGCUUUCCACGAGGAACUUAACCCGCCGUGCCUGCCUCCCGGAUGGGACCGCCGGAAUGCUCUAAAGUCUACAGUGAAUAUUGAAUUGCUGAGGAAUUUGGGAAAAGACAAGCUGAAGUUCCCAUUCCAUGGAUCCCUUGGGUGCACCUUCCCAGUUUGUGGAUGUGGAUACACUACCAAGCUGGGGCAAUUCUUGUGAAGAACAAUUAACUACUUCUGAUACUGCAGCUGAAACAUAUCAGGAAGAGACUAUUAGAUCACCUUUUCUUUACAAUAAGGAUAUCAAUGGAAAAGUGGUUCUCUGGAAAGGAGAUGUGGCAUUACUGAACUGUACAGCUAUUGUGAAUACCAGCAAUGAAAGUCUUACUGAUAAGAAUCCUGUGUCAGAAAGUAUCUUCAUGCUUGCAGGGCCUGAUUUGAAGGAGGACCUCCAGAAACUUAGAGGUUGCCGGACAGGUGAAGCAAAAUUGACAAAAGGAUUUAAUCUAGCUGCCCGGUUCAUCAUUCACACAGUGGGACCUAAGUACAAGAGCCGCUAUCGCACAGCCGCUGAGAGUUCCCUAUACAGCUGCUACAGAAACGUACUUCAGCUGGCAAAAGAGCAGUCCAUGUCUUCUGUUGGAUUCUGUGUCAUCAAUUCUGCAAAACGAGGUUACCCUUUAGAGGAUGCAACACACAUAGCACUUCGCACGGUAAGGAGAUUCCUCGAAAUUCAUGGAGAGACUAUUGAAAAAGUAGUAUUUGCUGUCUCUGAACUUGAAGAGGCUACUUACCGAAAGCUGCUACCUCUGUACUUCCCAAGGUCAUUAAAGGAGGAGAGUUGCUCAUUGCCAUACCUACCUGCAGAUAUUGGAAACGCAGAAGGGGAGCCUGUGGUACCCGAACGGCAGAUAAGAAUAAGUGAAAAACCUGGUGCCCCGGAGGACAACCAAGAAGAGGAGGAUGAAGGCUUGGGAGUUGAUCUCUCUUUCAUUGGCUCUCAUGCUUUUGCUCGAAUGGAAGGAGAUAUUGAUAAGCAAAGAAGACUGAUCCUUCAAGGACAGUUAUCAGAGGCAGCCCUGCAGAAGCAGCAUCAAAGAAAUUAUAAUCGCUGGUUGUGUCAAGCAAGAUCUGAGGAUCUAUCUGAUAUUGCUUCUCUAAAAGCCUUAUACCAAACAGGUGUUGAUAACUGUGGUCGCACAGUAAUGGUGGUAGUUGGAAGAAACAUUCCUGUAACAUUAAUAGAUAUGGACAAGGCUCUCUUAUAUUUUAUCCAUGUAAUGGAUCACAUUGCUGUGAAGGAAUACGUAUUAGUAUAUUUUCACACACUGACCAGCGAAUACAAUCACUUGGACUCUGACUUCCUGAAGAAACUCUACGAUGUUGUUGAUGUCAAGUACAAGAGGAACUUGAAGGCUGUUUAUUUUGUUCAUCCAACAUUUCGUUCAAAGGUAUCAACAUGGUUUUUUACCACCUUUUCUGUCUCAGGACUGAAGGACAAAAUCCACCAUGUGGACAGCCUCCACCAGCUGUUUUCUGCCAUCUCCCCGGAACAGAUCGACUUUCCUCCUUUUGUCCUUGAAUAUGAUGCCAGGGAAAAUGGGCCUUAUUAUACAUCUUAUCCCCCAUCACCAGAUUUGUGACCUGCUGUCUUUCAGUGCUACUGGUUUCUAAGGACACCACUUUCUCCAGAGAUCACUACUACCUACUGAAGUGAUAUUCAUUUUUGCUGUACAGCUCCAGAGAGCCUUUUGUCCCCACCUCUCUGGUAUUUUUUUAUCGACUGUAUAUUUUCUGACACAUAAGCAAUCUGAAAAUGGUAGGCCAUUCUGAACUGUGCACUUAUUUUAAAUUUGUAUAUUUGUAUCAAAUGAAAAUGUUCACUUUUCGAGGGUUGUUAAUAGAAAUUGGGGAGCAACUUUUGAGUAUCUUCAGUUUCCUGAAAGGACACUGGAUUCUCCAUUAGACAAGCCACAAUAUUGUUCACAUCAUCUCUUUAACAUUGCACGCUUUCUUUGUGUACUCAAGUGUUUCUCAAAAUAUAUAGAACCAAUGUAUGCUGA
Molecule: messenger RNA, 2122 nt
Organism: Orcinus orca (killer whale)
Lineage: Eukaryota; Metazoa; Chordata; Mammalia; Artiodactyla; Delphinidae
Gene: GDAP2
Product: ganglioside induced differentiation associated protein 2
Exons: 14
Coding region: 209-1702 (497 amino acids)
Source: RefSeq, a predicted model, not a curated record